AAUGGGCAAUGUCUGAGGGAAGCUGUCAGUCAGGUGGCAGUGGAGAAGGCCGGGCUAAGACGUGGCCGGGGGAAGGCGGCUGGCUGUCCAGGCCGUCAGGGCAGCGGUGGGGUCCCUAGCGCGUUCUCGUCUGCGUAGGGGGCUCCGAGUUGCUGAAGAGGCGGGCGCCAGCGGCCGCGCAUCCAUGCCCACGCGCGGGGCGGGCAGCUGAUGGAGCGCGCCACCUGCCUGGGGCCGCUCACGCGGGCACUGCUGCUGCUGUGGUUCGCCUCAGGGCUGGUGGCUGCGGGGCGCGUCCGCGACCUCCCCGCGCCGUCGACAAACGCCGCGUUCGGCCUGGGGGCCGCGGCCGCCCCCACCUCGGCCGCCCAGGUGCCAGUGGCGGGGGCUGUGACUGUUUCGGAGGUGACGGUGGAAGAUGCCGACGCGCUGCCAGCGACCGCGGGCGAACCGGAGCCGCGGGAGUCCGAACCCGAGGACGAGGCGGUGCUGCGGCCCCGCAGCAGAUCAUUAGUAAUUAUCAGCACUUUAGAUGGAAGAAUUGCUGCUUUGGAUCCUGAGAACCAUGGUAAAAAGCAAUGGGAUCUGGACGUGGGAUCUGGUUCCUUGGUUUCAUCCAGCCUUAGCAAACCAGAGGUAUUUGGGAAUAAGAUGAUCAUUCCUUCCCUGGAUGGAGACCUCUUCCAGUGGGAUCGAGACCGUGAGAGCAUGGAAACGGUUCCGUUCACUGUGGAGUCACUUCUUGAAUCUUCUUAUAAAUACGGAGAUGAUGUUGUCUUGGCUGGAGGGAAGUCUUUCACUACUUAUGGACUCAGUGCAUAUAGUGGGAAGGUGAGGUAUAUCUGUUCAGCUUUGGGUUGCCGCCGCUGGGAUGGUGAUGACAUGGAGCAAGAAGACAUCCUGCUUCUGCAGCGCACCCAGAAAACUGUCAGGGCUGUCGGACCGCGUAGUGGCAAUGAGAAGUGGAAUUUCAGUGUUGGCCACUUUGAACUUCGGUAUAUUCCAGACAUGGAAACUAGAGCUGGAUUUAUUGAAAGCACCAUUAAACCCAGCAACAAAGAGCAGUCUAAAAUUAUUUCAGAUGUGGAAGAACAAGAAGCUACCAUGCUCGACACAGUCAUAAAAGUUUCUGUUGCUGAUUGGAAGGUCAUGGCAUUUAAUAAGAAAGGAGGACAUCUGGAAUGGGAAUAUCAGUUUUGCACUCCGAUUGCUUCUGCCUGGUUGGUUAAGGAUGACAAAGUCAUUCCAAUCAGCCUUUUUGAUGAUACUAGUUACAUAUCUAACAAUGAAGUUUUAGAAGAUGAAGAAGACAUUGUAGAAGCUGCGCGAGGAGCCACAGAGAACAGUGUUUACUUGGGAAUGUACCGAGGCCAGCUGUAUCUGCAGUCAUCUGUCAGAAUUUCAGAAAAGUUUCCUACCGGUCCUAAGGCCUUGGAAUCUGUCAAUAAUGAAAAUGCAAUUGUUCCUUUGCCAACAAUCAAAUGGAAGCCCUUAAUUCACUCUCCUUCCAGAACUCCUGUGUUGGUGGGGUCUGAUGAAUUUGACAAAUGUCUUAGUAAUGAUAAGUUUUCUCAUGAAGAAUACAGUAAUGGUGCACUUUCAAUAUUGCAAUAUCCCUAUGAUAACGGUUAUUAUCUACCAUACUACAAGAGGGAAAGAAGCAAGCGGAGCACACAAAUCACAGUUAGAUUUCUGGACAACCUGAAUUAUAACAAGAAUGUCCGCAAAAAGGAUCCUGUCCUCCUCUUACACUGGUGGAAAGAAAUAAUUGGAACCAUUCUGUUCUGCAUCAUUGCCACAACCUUUAUCGUGCGCAGACUUUUCCAUCCUCACCCUCACAGACAAAGGAAAGAAUCUGAAACCCAAUGUCAAACUGAAAGCAAGUAUGAUUCUAUAAAUGGGGACUCCAGUGACAGCAGCUGGAAUGACAUAAAAAGUUCCGGAUAUGUAUCACGAUAUCUAACAGAUUUUGAACCAAUUCAGUGCAUGGGUCGUGGAGGGUUUGGAGUUGUCUUUGAAGCUAGAAAUAAAGUAGAUGACUGCAACUAUGCAAUUAAAAGGAUCCGCCUCCCCAACAGGGAACUGGCUCGGGAAAAGGUAAUGCGUGAAGUUAAAGCAUUAGCCAAGCUUGAACAUCCAGGAAUUGUCAGAUAUUUUAAUGCCUGGUUAGAAACACCACCAGAGAAAUGGCAAGAAAAGAUGGAUGAAAUCUGGCUGAAAGAUGAAAGCACGGAUUGGCCACUCAGUUCACCAAGCCCAAUGGAUGCACCAUCAGUGAAAAUCCGCAGAAUGGAUCCCUUCUCUACAAAAGAACAUAUUGAAAUCAUAGCUCCUUCACACAGAAGUAGAUCUUUUUCAGUAGGGAUUUCUUGUGGCCAGACAAGUUCAUCUGAGAGCCAGUUCUCUCCGCUGGAAUUCUCGGGAAUUGACCAUGGAGACGUCAGUGGGUCUGUGGACCCAGUAUACAACCUCCAGGACAGUUGCCUUACAGACGGCGAGGUGCAAGAUGGCACGAUGGAUGGCAAUGAUGAGGGGCACUCCUUUGAACUCUGCCCUUCUGAGGCCUCUUAUGUAAGGUCGAGGGAGAGAACCUCCUCUUCUAUAGUGUUUGAAGAUUCGGGCUGUGAUAAUGCCUCCAGCAAAGAAGAGAUCAAAAUGAACCGACUGUAUGUUGGCAACCAUUAUGCUAAUAAGCUAACUGGGUUCAAGCAUUCCAGUAGCAAGUCUUCUUCUGAACCGACUUUGUCUGUUUCUCCUCCGAGACCAACCACUUUAAGCUUAGAUCUCACAAAAACCACUGCAGAAAAACUCCAGCCCAGUUCACCCAAGGUGUAUCUUUACAUUCAGAUGCAGCUGUGCCGGAAGGAAAACCUCAAAGACUGGAUGAACAGGCGAUGUACCAUUGAGGAAAGGGAGAGGACCAUGUGUCUGCACAUCUUUCUGCAGAUAGCUGAGGCUGUGGAAUUCUUGCACAGUAAAGGACUCAUGCACAGGGACCUUAAGCCGUCCAACAUAUUCUUUACGAUGGAUGACGUGGUAAAGGUUGGAGACUUUGGGCUGGUGACUGCAAUGGACCAGGAUGAGGAAGAGCAGAUGGUUCUGACCCCGAUGCCAGCUUAUGCCAGACACACAGGACAAGUCGGGACCAAACUCUAUAUGAGCCCAGAGCAGAUUCAUGGAAACAACUACUCUCACAAAGUGGACAUCUUCUCUUUAGGACUGAUUAUGUUUGAAUUGCUGUACCCAUUCAGCACUCAGAUGGAGAGAGUCAGAACCUUAAGUGAUGUGAGAAAUCUCAAAUUUCCAGCACUGUUUACUCAGAAAUACCCUCGUGAGUACGCGAUGGUUCAGCACAUGCUCUCACCAUCCCCGGUGGAACGGCCUGAAGCUACAGACAUCAUUGAAAAUGCGGUAUUUGAAGACUUGGAACUUCCAGGAAAAACAGUGCUCAGACAGAGGUCUCGCUCCUUGAGCUCAUCCGGAACAAAGCACUCAAGACACCCAAGCACCUCCAACAGUCCUUUGCCAAGCAAUUCGUCUUAAAUUGUGCUGGUGACCCUAGCAGGUAAUAGAUAGCCCACCUCUCUGGAAUAUGGCUUUCCAAAAUUGAGGACUUGAAAAUUUGGAUCUUUGCUCAAUCUUAUUUUUUGGACUACCUUUUCUAAGUCAAAUUUAAACUGGAUUUUGGGGCAUAGCCUAAUUUGAGCCAACUCUUGAUUUUUGCUGCAUUCCAGCAGAAGACUGUCACUAGACUUUUCAUGUGCAGUCCUUUUUCUUCACUGGUCUCUUGAAAUUGGCUGGCCAAACUCACUAGCCCUCGCCUUUUGCCUAGGGAGGUUGACUCAAUCCCUAAAAUAUAUGGAGAGAAUUAAAAUGGAAAUAUUUUUAUAGUACAAAAGAACAGCAGUCCCCAUAGCUGCUAAUAUAUUACGUUAGAAAUACGCUUCCUAGAAAUAGGACGAUGAUUUUGAAACUGAUUCUCAAAAGCCUUGACUCCAUUUUGUUCCUGCUGGGUAAAUUAGUAAUCUGCACUAUUUUGGAAGACAAAUAGCACAAAUUACAUAACGGGUUAUGUGUAUAGCUAGUUUUAUAGUGAUAUUUGUAGCAUUAAAUAGCUUUAUUCCUUAGACGGUUCUAGGGAAAGUUUCAGAGCUUUUUGUACUUUUACGUCCAAUAAAGGAAAACUGAAACUUUUUAAUGUAAAUGGUCAAAAGUUCUCGUUUGGGGAGGAAAAAAAGCCGUAGUAAGAAAUUAAUCCAUAUUUUAACUAACUUCUUCCUUUAUGGACUUUUUAAACCUAAUGAAAUCUUAAAUGUCUUAUAUGUAAUCUUCUAGGUUGGCACUUCCCCCGAACUGAUUCUAGAUAGCAGUGUAAUCAUCUAACUUGACUACCUACCAUGUUUUCAUUUUUCUCUGUACAUAUGUGUAUUUUUUAUUUAUAAAAAUCCUGAAAUCAAUCCAU
This is a messenger RNA of Chrysochloris asiatica (Cape golden mole), 4462 nucleotides long. RefSeq names its product eukaryotic translation initiation factor 2-alpha kinase 3 (gene EIF2AK3). The transcript has 17 exons. Bases 211 to 3543 code for a protein of 1110 amino acids. NCBI's taxonomy places the organism in Eukaryota, Metazoa, Chordata, Mammalia, Afrosoricida, Chrysochloridae. The record is from RefSeq and is a predicted model, not a curated record. Gene Ontology annotation, molecular function: protein binding; protein kinase activity; ATP binding. Gene Ontology annotation, biological process: protein phosphorylation.